This is a messenger RNA of Leptidea sinapis, 13761 nucleotides long. RefSeq names its product ankyrin-2-like. NCBI's taxonomy places the organism in Eukaryota, Metazoa, Arthropoda, Insecta, Lepidoptera, Pieridae. Gene Ontology annotation, biological process: signal transduction. The record is from RefSeq and is a predicted model, not a curated record. Bases 369 to 12254 code for a protein of 3961 amino acids. Gene Ontology annotation, molecular function: protein binding. The transcript is spliced from 53 exons.
UCAAACGCAACAAUUGCGUUCACAUUUCUAUUUAAUUAAUUAAAUAUGUCAUUUAAAUAUCCGUGUCUGUGUAAUGCUUCAGCUUUAAUUGUCGCUUAGUAUUUUCUAUUGUAUUUGUAGAAAUUUGUCACUGUAAGGACAUUCGUCGCGAGAAAAUGGCGGAACUGCGCUCGGAUCGCGAAUUCGAUGUUUGAAUUUUUCAUCUGAAAUGGCGCUGAGAACGUUUUAAAUUUCGAAUGUUAGUGUAAGGACUGAGUAAAAUCGAUACGCUGUCUACGUGCUAUUCUGUAAAGACUUGGUUGAUUUGUAACUGAAAUAGAGUGGUAAUAAUUGUUAAUGACAACGCAGAAAAGGAGAGUAACACGAAAAUGACUACAGAAACGGCGACGCCGAAUCAGGCGGACGCAAGUACUGCCUUCCUACGUGCAGCGCGUGCGGGGCAAAUUGAGAAGAUCAUCAGUCUUCUUGAGCAAGGAGUAGACAUCAAUGUUAGCAAUGCUAAUGGUCUAAAUGCCAUCCACCUUGCGUCCAAGGAUGGCCAUGUAGAGGUGGUGAGAGAACUUCUUGACCGUGGGGCAGCAAUCGAUGCUGCGACGAAGAAGGGAAACACCGCAUUGCACAUCGCUUCUCUUGCUGGUCAAGAGGCUGUUGUCCGAUUACUGGUCCAGAAUGGAGCUCAAGUUAACAUUCAGUCCCAGAAUGGCUUCACACCUCUAUAUAUGGCUGCUCAAGAAAACCAUGACAAUGUUGUAAAGUUUCUUCUCUCAAAUGGAGCUAACCAAAGCUUGGCUACAGAGGACGGGUUCACACCGCUGGCUGUGGCGAUGCAGCAAGGACAUGAGAAGGUGGUGGCUGUGUUACUGGAAGCUGACACCAGGGGGCGCGUCAGGUUGCCCGCGCUGCAUAUUGCUGCUAAAAAAGACGACGUAAAAGCAGCUAACUUGCUGUUAGAGAAUGAACACAACCCGGAUGUGACGUCAAAGUCUGGUUUUACACCGCUUCAUAUCGCAGCACACUACGGCAACGAAGCGGUUGCUCGUUUGUUGCUGGCAAAGGGAGCCGAUGUCAACUGUGCGGCAAAGCAUAAUAUAUGCCCGCUACACGUUGCUGCUAAAUGGGGCAAAGAAAACAUGGUCGGACUCCUAUGCGACAGUGGUGCGAACGUUGAAGCGCGCACCAGAGAUGGAUUAACUCCUCUUCAUUGCGCCGCACGAUCAGGCCAUGAGCGCGUCGUGGAGGCUCUGCUGGAACGUGGUGCACCUAUCACCAGUAAGAGCAAGAAUGGAUUAGCACCCCUGCAUAUGGCAGCUCAAGGGGAUCAUUCUGAGGCUGCCCGUGUUCUGCUAUCACGUAGGGCUCCAGUUGAUGACGUCACUGUUGACUACCUCACAGCGCUUCAUGUAGCCGCCCACUGUGGACAUGCCAAAGUUGCAAAACUACUCUUGGAUAGAAAUGCAGAUCCAAAUGCCCGGGCUCUGAAUGGCUUCACUCCACUUCAUAUCGCCUGCAAGAAGAAUAGAAUCAAAGUUGUUGAACUACUGCUGAAAUACGGAGCAAGUAUCCAAGCGACUACAGAAUCAGGACUGACUCCGCUCCACGUGGCAUCGUUCAUGGGCUGCAUGAAUAUCGUUAUAUAUCUCCUUCAGCAUGAGGCCAACCCUGACGUGCCCACUGUGAGAGGGGAGACUCCGCUUCAUCUAGCUGCGCGGGCUAAUCAGACGGAUAUCAUCAGAAUCCUUCUCCGCAACGGAGCAGCCGUCGAUGCGAAAGCGAGAGAGAGACAGACUCCGUUGCAUAUUGCUUCGCGCCUCGGCAACGUAGAUAUUGCCGUCUUGUUGCUGCAACACGGCGCUGACGUGCGCGCGAUCACCGCAGACCAUUACAACUCACUCCAUAUUGCUGCCAAGCAACAUAAUCAUGACGUGGCAGCCGCCCUUAUAGAACACAACGCUCCGCUUACAGCAACGACUAAAAAGGGUUUUACAGCGCUCCAUUUAGCUGCUAAAUACGGAAACCUCAAGGUUGCCAACCUACUUCUAUCCCACGGGGCUUCACCAGAACAAGCCGGUAAGAAUGGAAUGACACCACUGCAUAUCGCAGCGCAGUACGAUCAACAGGCUGUCGCUAAUUUACUGUUGGAAAAAGGAGCUGAUGCCAAGGCGGUCGCGAAGAACGGUCAUACAGCUCUUCACAUCGCUGCUCGGAAGAACCAGAUGGAGACAGCAGCCACACUUCUGGAGUACGGAGCCACCAGCGAAGAAUCCAAGGCUGGAUUUACACCACUUCAUCUUGCAGCGCAACAGGGUCAUACAGAAAUGUGCUCUUUGCUGUUAGAGCAAGGUGCAGAGGUGGAUCACCAAUCAAGAAACGGACUUGCUGCGUUGCAUCUGGCAGCUCAAGAAGACAGAGUGCCUGUCGCACAGUUGCUAGUUAAAAAUGGAGCACAGGUGGAUAUAUGCACUAAAGGCGGGUACACACCACUCCAUAUUGCUAGCCAUUACGGACAAGCGAACAUGGUCCGAUAUUUGCUGGACAAUGAUGCAUCUGUGAAGGCACAGACUACACAUGGGUAUACUGCGUUGCAUCAUGCAGCACAACAAGGCCACAUCAAUAUUGUCAACAUUCUUCUGGAGCACAAAGCAGAUGCGAACGCUACUACUGUGAAUGGCCAAACCCCACUGGAUAUAGCCUCGAAGUUGGGCUACGUCACAGUUAUGGAAACGCUGAAGGAGGUCACGGAGCCCUCGGAAGCUCAAGCCACUCAGGAGAAAUACAAAGUGGUCGCACCAGAGACGAUGCUGGAGACUUUUAUGUCGGAUUCCGAGGAGGAAGGAGGUGAAGAUGCAAUUCUAAACGACCAGCCAUACAGAUAUCUCACAGCUGAUGAUAUGAAGUCGCUGGGAGAUGAUUCUUUACCCAUUGACGUCACCAAAGAUGAAAGAACCGAAUCCGCCAUGAGCCACAAGAAUAUUAUGGAGAUAUCACAAACAUCAAUGAAUGGUAUUGGAUAUCCUCCACACGGCGACGUGGUUGUCAAGAGCAUCAGUCACUACAGCACUGCUCAGGCGCCCAACGCAUACUGUUACAACGUCGACCCAACAGUACCCAAGAAAAAAUUGCAAUGGAAGAAUUUCCUGGUAUCGUUUCUGGUGGAUGCCCGCGGAGGAGCAUUGCGGGGCUGGCGUGGGGGAGGGAUAAGAGUCAUUGUACCCCCACUAUCAGCACACCGACCUACCAGGAUAACAUGCAGAUAUUUAAAGCCGUCGCGUAUAAACCAUAUGCCGCCCCUGAUGGAAGGUGAAGCUUUGGCAGCCAGGGUGUUGGAAAUGGGUCCUGUAUCUGCCAAGUUCUUGGGUCCCGUGAUACUAGAAGUCCCACACUACGCUUCACUGCGAGGAAAGGAACGAGAGAUUGUCAUACUCCGCUCUGACAACGGCACGAGUUGGAGGGAACACAACACUGACGUCACUGAUGACGUAGUUCAAGACAUACUCAACGAGACUCUGGAAAUCGAAGAAACAAGCGAGGAUGAAAAAACCUGGGAAGCAUCUCGUGUCACGCGGAUACUGACACACGAUUUUCCGCAGUAUUUCGCCGUGAUAUCACGUAUAAGACAGGAAGUCCACGCAAUCGGACCUGAAGGUGGUAUGGUGUCGAGCUCGGUUGUACCGCAAGUGCAAGCAGUUUUCCCUCAAGGAGCCCUCACCAAGAAGAUCAAAGUUGGCCUUCAGGCACAAGUGAUUGAUUCAGAGCUUACAGCAAAAUUACUUGGACGAGGUGUGGCAGUUUCUCCUGUUGUUACUGUGGAACCGCGAAGAAGAAAAUUCCAUAAAUCGAUAACAUUAAGCAUGCCAGCUCCUAGACCCCAUACGCAAGGAAUGACUAAUCAGUACAGUACAUCAUCAGCUCCUACAUUAAGACUUCUUUGUUCCAUAUCAGGGGUAUAUCGCAAAAGGUCUCUCGAAGGUGGAACAAAUCGAGCUCAUUGGGAGGACGUCACAGUAAAUACACCAUUGACAUUUGUCAACGAUUGUGUUUCAUUUACAACAACUGUUUCGGCUCGAUAUUGGCUUAUUGACUGUAGACAUGUCGAAGAUGCAACAAAAAUGGCUACUGAACUAUACAGAGAGGCGAUCCAUGUACCAUUUAUUUCCCGAUUUGUGGUAUACGCAAAACGCACAGAUGAAACACAGGCUCAACUCCGGAUGUUCUGUGUGACCGAUGAUAAGGAAGAUAAGGCGUUGGAACGUAUCGAACGCUUUAUACAAGUCGCUAAAAGUCGCGAUGUUGAGGUUCAUGAAGGAAAACCCAUACAUCUUGAAUUUGGUGGCAACUUAGUGCCGAUAGCAAAAUCCGGGGAACAACUUUCGAUACCAUUUAAGGCGUUCCGUGAAAAUCGGGUUGCUUUCCCUGUUAUGAUAAAAACCCAAGACCUGGAGCCGAUAUGCCGAUGCCAGUUUAUGAGGGAUCCGAAGGUGCCUAAGGGAGAACCUUCGCCGACACCAAUUGCCGUGCUGAAUAUUAUGGUGCCUGAAGAUAUACCAACAGAACGUAUAUCUCCAGUCCAAUCGGAUUCUUUACCAAGGAGGACAGCCGAACAAGAACGAAUUUGGAGACAACGUCUAAACGACCCAAGGCUAGAAGACAUUUGCAAUCUUCUUGGCAAAGACUGGGUAGCCCUAGCCUACGAGCUCGGAGUCAGCGUCGCGACAGUAAACCAGAUUCAAGCAAAACGUAUCACCACCUCGGAACAAGCGCAACUCAUGUUGAAACUAUGGAAGACUCAGUCGGGAACUAAGGCGUUAGAUAAUUCUUUGGAGUUGGCACUAUGUCGUAUAGGAAGAGAUGACAUUAUUGAACCACAGUCAGAGAAUAUCAACGAAAGGAGAAUACAACGGAACAUUUACCAAGAUAGCCAGGCUUCAGAGGAAAUUGAUUCAUAUAAAGCAGAUGAAGACAAUAAACUGAAAGACAGGCUUGAUGAUAGUCAAAUGUCUGAAAGAACCCGGACUGAGGAUUAUGACCAGGACGAGGCAAAAUACUCACCGGAGGAGAAAUCAUUUGUGGACAAGGGUGAUAUGGAGAAAACAGAAAGUGAAGAGAGCGAGGAAGAUGAAGAUAUCAAGCGAAGCGUGGCCGAGAGAAAAGAGCAAAUAACGAAAAAAUUGAGCUCUAGCAAAAUUCCUGCAUCAAAACAAAAGAAGGAAAUAAGAGAAGAAAUAAUAGAAAUCAAGACUCAAAUAAAACCCGACAUCAAGAAAUUCCAUGAUAUCGAGCAACAGGUCAAAGAAAAAGAGCCAAAACUAGAGCGAACACGCUCAAAACCCUCACCAGAGACAACGGAGACAGAAAAGUAUAUAGAAAAUGAAGUACAUAAAAAUAUAAUUGAAGAUAGAACAGAAGAGGUAAAAGAACAAAAAAUUGAUCAAUUCAGAAAAUACGACCCCUCAUCUCCAAAACCUACGCCAAAACAUUUACAAAGACACGUUAGAAAUGAAUCAAUGCGUUUCCCUUCUGGUGACUUUUCCAACAUCACAGUAACACCUAGAAAGUCCGUUACAGAUACCGUUAUUACAAAAACAAUAGAAUCAAAAGAAACAUUUUCUAAAGAUAUAAUUUCUCAAAAAGAAAUAGAUAGUGCAAGAGUAGCUGAAAAAUUGGAAGAUGGUGAAAAGUCACCUGAAUUAGUUAUUGAAGAAAAAGACGUUGCUGAAACUACUUUGAAACAUAAAAUAGGUGUAUUUGAAACUAAAAUAUCUAAAGAACCUCAAAUUGAUACUACUCAAGCAAUCAAACUCACUAAAGAAGCUUUGCAAAAACAUACGAUGGAACAAGAGCAAAGUAUAGAAUAUACCCAAGAAUUUGUUAGAGAUCAGGCAAAGCAAAUGGAAUCUGAAGAGGCACUUAAAACAGUAGAGGUUGAAAAACCUGUGGAACAAAUAAAAUCGGUAAAGGAAACGAUUCAACAAUUUGAUUCAAAAAUAAAGUUAGAUGAAAAAACAAAAUCCUUAACUAGGUCUACACGAACAGAUUCAACAAUAGUCCAAGUUUCUUCUGAAGAAGACAGCGAAUUUCUCAAGAAAUCUACUGAUUCAGAAACAGAAACUGAGUCCCAAACGACGGUUAAAGUAGAAAGGGAGAAAUUAAAAAGAGAAAUAGGUAGAUUGGAAAAGCAGCCAGACGAUGGAAUUAAAAAAGAUGAUGAAGAUGAAAAGAUUGAUACGUACAUUCCUGCUGAAAAGCAAAUUAAAGUUGAGGUGCAAUCCAAAUUUAGUGGAGAUGAUUUAACAAUCGUUGAGAAAUCUACGGAUAAGAUUGAAAUAAGACUUCAAAGUAGCAAAUCAGAAAUAACUACAAAAGACUCCCCCAGCUCUGAAACACAAGAAGGUCGUAAAGUGUCACAGGAAUCAUCACUACCGUCUACGAUUGAUAAAGCUGAUUCAUUAGCAGACUUGCUGCAAAGUACUGAAAGAGACACUAGUUUUAUAUCACAAACAGAAUCUAAGGUCUAUUCUAAGCAUAGAAGUGAUUCUUUAGAUGAAACCUCUCAAUUUUCUGAUUUAGAGGAUCAGAUAGGCCUCAGUCCUGCACACAAACCUGUUCUGGAUAGACAAAUUGAAGAAACGGCAGAAGAGAUUUCUUCGAUAAUAACUUUUGAAACAACGAAAUCACAAACACAAGAAUUUUUACAGUAUGAAACAGAAUAUAGUUCUGAUAGCGUAUUUAUCAAAAAAGAGGUUGAUAAGGUUCAACCAAAAGAAUCACCUGUCAUUAGUGCAAAGGCACGGCAGUUCAUAGAAACAGUUCCUGAAGAUGACUCGGUACAAGAAUGUUUCUUUUCCAAAAGAAUAUACUCAGAUUCAUUGGAGGAUUCCGAGCAUACAGAUUCGAGAAGGCAUUCAGAAGCAGAGUCAUCUCGAUCAGAUCAGUCUGACUUAAAAGCUAAAGUUUCUUCAUCAGAUUUCGAUGAAAGAGCAGAGUAUGAAGGAACAGCCGAUUCAGGUAGUGGUUUUGGUGAUGAGAAGUUUGAGGAAAGUGUUGGUUUUACAUCUAUAAAAAUAGACCCUACUACACUGGAAUCUGAUAAUCAAGAAACCAGUGAAGAAAAAGAUGCUGAAGUUGUUUUUAAGAAAAUGACUCCUAAAAGACAUUCUAGAACAGAAUCUAUAUCAAUAACAAAACUAAGUGAUAUAGUGCCUGAUAUAGCCCAUCAAAAAACUAAACAAGAAUUCCAAAUGAUUGUAACUGAAGCAGAAGAAAUUGAUAAAUCAUUUGAUAAAACUGAUUCAGAUAAAAUUUCUUCUGAAAGUAGUCGUGAAAUUGAAAUUUCAGAACGCAAGUCAUCCGAUGGUAUUUCUGAUAAAAUUAGUUCUGAAGAUGCAGUUCAGAAGACCUCUUCUGAAGAAGAAGUUCUUAAAGAUGAAAGUGAACCAAGACAUGAGAUAACAAAAUCUGUAAAAGAAAUGAUAGUAGACUUUGAACGGUCAGAUACACGAACAAGUUUAAAGGAUGAUCGUGAAAUAGAUUCCAAGCGACAGUCAGUAGUUUCUAUGGAAUCGGGUUCCGCAAGCGAAUUACGUUUGGAUGAAAAACGUCCUUCAGAUGCUCACAGUUUAACAGAAUCAAGAGAUUAUACAUUUGAAGAAUCAGAAGAUGAUAUUAGAACGCGGGAGUUAAACGUUACUGAUACUCCCAUGGAGAAAGUUGAGACGAAGGAACAAGAUAUAAAAAUAACAGCUAAGUCUGAUUCCUCUAAAAUAGCUAAGUUGACACAUGGGGACUCGUUAGAUGAUGUUGAAGGAUUCCCGGAGGAUCAUGUAUCUGACUACGUGCACAAAUUACCACACAUAGCUGAAGUUAGCAGUGAUAAAAUUAUAACGAGUCAAUUUUUAAGUAAGGAACGAGAAGAACAAAUAAAACGUGAAAUUAUACGAAAGAAAGAAAUCAAUGAUAAUUCAUCUGAGCUUAUAAAACCUACUAUCGGUAAGGAUGACGACGAACAAGCGGGAAAGACUAAAGUUAUGUUUACAGAUCAUAUUGAUGAUCCAUUUGAAGCAACUAAAGAUCAACCAACGGGCGAAACAAAAGACACCAAAAGUGAUAGUUCUAGCGACAAAACUAAAUGUGAAAAUCAACCAGAUCCAGAAAAAAAUAAAUCUAUACACAUGGGUUCUACGACCGAGGCGAUAAGUGAAUCAAUCUACGAUACUACAGGCAAAAUUUCUACUACGAGUGAUACACAUUUCGGUCCAGAUGGAGAAGAGAUUAUUACAAAAAGAGUAACUGAAACUAUAAUUACACCUUCUGCAGAUGAGAUUACUAAAGUUACAGUUACUGUUACAACAAAAUAUCCAUCCGGAAAAGAAACUGUAUCAACAAGUAUAUCCGAAUCUAUUAAAUCUUUUCAUCAAAUCUUAAAUGAAGCCACAUCUACAACAGAUAUAUUACAAAAGGGUGAUACAAAAUCAUCUUCAGAUAUAAAGGUAACUACUGGUUUAGAAGGCGAAGAAAUAAGAACGGAAACACUCACAGAAACCACAAUAUCAAACGGGUAUGAAAUUACUACAUCAACUAUAACAGAGACAAUCAAAUUUCCUUCAGGAAAGGAAACUAUUUCUACCAAAGUGUCUGAGCUGAAAAAAUCUUUAACUAUGCAACCGUCAUCUGAUAUAAGUAAAUCAUUAAUUGAUGAACCGUCAAUAUGUGAAAUUAAUAAAUCAGAAGACGAUAGAUCUUCAACUAAAGUCGAAAAAAGGAUUGGUGCUUGUGGGGAGGAUAUAACAAUUACAAUUAUUACUGAAGAAAUAGUAGAACCCACAGGUGAAGAAAAAACUAGGGUAACCAAAACCGAAAUGACUAAAUAUCCAUCGGGAAAAGAAAUAAUUAGCACAAAUGUAUCUGAGUCGAUAAAAUUGCAUAAAACUACUAGUGACAUUUUUAUUUCUGAUGAUUCAGAAGUAAUCAAAAGUAUUAAUCAAUUUGUUGAGCAUAUUGAGCCAGAGAGUGUACAUACAAGUACAUCAAUUGGUAACAACGGCGAAGAAAUAAACACAAAAACCAUUACAAGAUGCGAAAAAAUGCCAUCUGGAGAAGUAAAGCAAAUAGUAAGCACAACUAUUACAACAACACACCCUAAUGGAGAAAAAUCAACUGUUAAUAAAAUAUCGGAAAGCAUUCAUACAAAAAAAGAUUAUCAAAUGAAUGAGGAAAAUAUCUACAAUGUAAUGUCAGAAGAAAAUAAAAUAGAUGAACUCACAAAAUCUCAAUCAACUGAAAAUUUUGACUCUACGUCUAUCUUAGAAACUCAAAUCAGCACAAUAGAGGAGCAACCUGACUUUGGAGGCAAGAGCAUAAGAACAGAACAAGAACAAUUUAUGCAAAAUAAGAGUGUGAAAACUUCUGAUAUAGAAACCAAAUUCGAUAUUACGAAAAUCCGAACAGAUACCCUUAGUAAUUUAGAAAUCUCGGAAACUUUAAAACAAGGUACGUCUUCAGAUAAAUCAAAUUUUGAUUUGGAUUAUAACGUCCAAGAUAUUACUAAGGAAGAAAUUAAGCCCGUUAUUGACGAUAUACUACAAAUUGGUACAAUUAUGGCUGCAACUCGUAGCCCAACAAUUGAAAAAGAUAUUAAAUUUAAAGAUAGUAUUGAGACAGAAAAACGUAGCUAUGACGCUAAAGUUCCUCACAAAGAAGAGCGGCGACAUUCUUGUAUAAGUCCUGCUAUUUCACUUGAAAGAAUUGCUGAGUCAGAAGUAGAAGGCGAUGAUGAAAUUAUAACACCAUCAAAUAAGGUAGUUCAGAGGACAGAUGAGCCGGAUAUGAGACCUGAGUUGAAAAAAUCCGACUCUGCGAUGAAGCAAAUGGCUGACAAUAUUGAGAUAAUAAUCAAACAGGCUUCAGAAGAUGUUGAUGUGUCAUCUGAAGAUGCAAUUAACGACCAUCAACCAAUAAAAGAUAUAACCUCUCAGGAUGAUGUACAAACAUGUACUGAUGACGGGGCAUCAGCUGUUCAUAGUCAACUUAAAGAGGAUAAUUUUGAAGAAACAUAUAUCGAAAAACAAUGUUCUUUGAAAGAUGUUCCUAUUUCAAAAGAGAGACCAACAUUAAUAAAAUCGUUAUCAAGAGAUAGUGGAGAAGUUAUCAUUAUGCCUAAAAAAAAGCAUCCUCGGACUUUUUCAGUUCAAAGCUCACCUGAUGAGGUUGAAGAACAUAUUUAUACAGAUUCGGAAUCAGAUAUGGAUCGGGCCAAAGUUUUAGAAAUAAUAGAACCCACAUCCGAUAUCGAUGACAGAUUUAUUACUUCUAGCUUUGAAUCUAGAAAACUGAGAACCGAUUCACUCGAUGAUGCCGAUGACUUUCCAGAAAAAGAGCCUGAAUUUUUUGAGGAAAAUGAAAGAAUGAUCGCCGACAUUGAACCGUGUACUUCUACUAAUAAAAAGGAAUCAUCAAGCCCAAGAAAAGAAUUAGACGAUUUAUCAGGUAAAAUCUCCAAAAGAACACCCUACGCUGAAAGCCUCUUGAAAUCAGAUUUGGUCUCAAUGUCGACUACAGAAUCAUCGGUUACAACAGUUGUGUCAACAUUAACAAAAUCCUCAGAAGAUGAGCAAAAGUCUGUAGUCGAAGAAUGUACUUCAGCUGAUUUCUCCAAAUUAAGUGGGGCAGAAUUACAUAGAGAUUUAUCAAAAACAUCGGGUGAAGCUAAAGAAGAAUUCAAACAUGAAGAACAUACUGAAGAUCGAGCUACACCCGAUAAUAUUUCAAAAAAAUCAAUUGACUUGACAAAAGAUUAUUCCAAGUCUUCUAUAGACAGCAAAGAUACUUCUAGAGAUUUCGCAACUAAUGAACUUUCAAAAGAUUCUACAGCAGAUUUAACUAAAGACUAUUCGAAAGUUUCAAUUGAAAGUGUUAAAGAAACGUCAAGAUCACUUGAAGAAAAAACCUUUUCAGAAGACCAUUCGUCUCUUGAUAUUUCAAAGACAUUAGCGUCAGAUGGCUCUGAUUGUAUGAGUAAAGAGCACGUUGAAGAAGAGCGAUCUGUAUCGAAAAUAGUCCACUUUUCGAGCUCCUCACAAGAAACAUCGGUUACAACAGAAAGUAAAAUAUUUAGUUCACAUGACGACAAAACAUAUGAUAUAAUUAAGGACACCAACAGAAGCAGAACAAUAACUUCUGAACAUGAAACAGUCACUAAUGAUACGGAGAGUAAAUUAAUGGAAGAGGAUAAAGACGAUAAGAUGUUAGAAUACAUGAAAGAGAUUGAUGAUGAAGUUCAAGAAGAGAUACCUGAUAUGAAAGAACUUAAUCGAAGGUGUUCAAAUCUGUUAGAAGAUAUAUCAGCACAAGGUGCUGCAAUAAUUAGGAUAGAUUCUAGUCACGUUACCCAAGAUUUGGUAUCAAAAUUUUCAAAGACACCCCCGCCUUCUCCAGUUGAUUUGACUAUAAGGGAUAAGUCAAGAGCAGCAGAAACAUCUGCCGAAAAACCUACUGGGUUACAGUUUGCAGGUUCCGAAAAUAUGUAUUUAGAUGCCACUAGACAAUCUCCGCGAGCAUCAUCUGGCGGUGAUAGUUUUAUUAGCGAAACAGACGCUCAUCAAAGCGAUCCAGCCAGUGGUUCGUGGAGUGCCCAAGAUGAAGAAUUAAGCUCAUCUAGCAGUUUUAGCCGGGCACGUGCUGAUGUCAUGUUGGGCAGUACAGAUAGUCUCGAAGCAACAAGCUCAAACGCAACACGAGCAACUUAUAACUACGAAGUCGAUACACCAAUGACCGGAAGUCUUACAUCUGGAGCGGUUCCACCCCCAGGGUCGAACACCAUGGUUUCCUCCCUGGAUACCAUGGACCCUGUGACAGCAGUACAAGUGGACAGCUUGGAGCAUCAGUCGACAAGUGAACACUACUCGCAGUAUGAAGUUCAUGAACCGGAUUCUGAUACGGAACGAUUGGAAUUAGAUGGACGCAUACCAAAAACGAAGGAAAGAACUAUAAUGUUUGAUAGCACUGACACCCUGAGUGCUGUUAGUGGGGAUGGCUCUGUCAGGGAAGGGACAGUUGAAGCACCGGCACCAACAUUCUACAUCGGAGAUGAGCCUAUUGUGAGAGGUGAUCAACACGAAGAGGAGCAACCUACAACUUUAUCUGGAAGCUGUCCAGCAUCACUACCACCAAUAACUCAGUCUACUCCUAUUCCUGCUCAAAGAAGGUCCUUAUCCAUGAUACCAAGGCUGCAGUCAGGCUUGGAGGAUUCAAAGAAGAAAUAAAAUGUUUCAUGUUUUUGUUGCGAGAACUCUAUAUAGAUAUUGUUAUUUUAUUUUAUCAUAAAUUGUUUAUUCAUUAUUUUUUUAAUCUUAAUUUUGUUUUUAUAAACUAAGAGUAAUUUUCGCUUUAGAUAGUAAUAAAUGCAUUGACGACAUCAUAUCGUUUAAUGAAUUGACAAGGAAUCGAGAAACUAAAAAUCGAGAAUUAUAAUAUUUUUGAUGAGAAUAUUCCAGAUGAAUUUAUGAAAAAGUCAGCAAUUGGUUGGCCGUUAAUGGUGAUAUUGUAAUUGCGAUGAAUUUUAUCAGAAUUGUAAUUAUAUUUCGUUGCUACGCUCAGGUCCAAAAAUUUGUUGACUCUUUCAUAAAUUAAAUGCAAACACUCCGUCACAGCCGACUAUAAUAUAUAACGCAUAUUGAAAACUCCAGAGAAACAAUUGUAAAAGUAUACUUUUGACGUAACAUCUCACCGAAACUUUAUAUUUAUUUAUUUAUUUUAUUAAGCAGCUCUCAAUAAUCUAUCAACGCUGGCGUUUCAGAUUAUCUAUAUCUGUAAGAGUUAUAUUGUCUGCAAUCUAUGAUUUAUAGCAUUAUUUUUGUACCGUUUGAAUGGCACUCAAAAAUAUUCUGAAACAAAACUAUACCUACGCGUCUGUUAGGCAGAGUUUUCGUUCAGUUGUGUUUCGACCGCGCUUUGAAUACAACGACACGCAUUGACAAAGUGUCCAGUGAAAAACUGUCCAAAUAACAGCAUAUCUAAACUUAAAAAGGAUGGAGAGUCGUAUUCAAGUAAUUGCCUGUUUAAAUUAACAAAAUUGUGUAAUUAACUUGAUGUUUUUAAUAAUUUUGAUAAAUUAACACAUUUCAAGUGCUAAAGCAAAAUGUUAUUUCGCGUUGAGCUUCUAAUGAUUUUGAACAUUACUUCGCUAAGGAAUAAGGUGGAAUUUAAUAGAAUAUUUUAAUGUUAUUUGUGUAAGUUAAUACAUUAACUUACCUACAUACAACGACGCUCGGACAUUUUUGACGAUCGAUUUUUGAUAGGCGAUUGGGAGUCUAGUUUUUAAUUGUACGGAUUAAGGAGACUUUUAACAUAUUUUAAGUCUCAAAGUGACGAGAUACCACUCAGAGGGUGAAAAAUUUAAUAAAUUAAUCAAAUUUAAAUGUAUUUAAUAUACUCGUAAUUCCAGAAUGGCUAAUAAGUAAAAAGAUAUUAAACCUUGUGCAUUCACUGUUACUAACUAUUGUUUUUUUAUGACAAUAAGGAACGAGACGAAAAGGACGAUCAGCUGAUGAUAAUUGAUACGACCUGCCCAUUACAAUGCAGUCCCGUUCAGUAUUCUUGAAAAACCCUAAAAUUCUGAGUGGCACUACAAUUGCGGUCGUCUCCUUGAGACAUAAGAUGUUAAGUCUGAUUUGCCUAGUAAUAUCACUAGCUACGGCGCCCUUCAGACCGAAACACAAUGGGCGCAAGAAAUAGGCGCCGUUGUGGUACCCAUAACCUAGCCGGCAUCCU